This is a messenger RNA of Caenorhabditis remanei, 912 nucleotides long. RefSeq lists its product as uncharacterized. The transcript has 4 exons. NCBI's taxonomy places the organism in Eukaryota, Metazoa, Nematoda, Chromadorea, Rhabditida, Rhabditidae. The coding region runs from base 1 to 912 and encodes 303 amino acids. Gene Ontology annotation, molecular function: phosphatase activity. The record is from RefSeq and is a predicted model, not a curated record. Gene Ontology annotation, cellular component: cytoplasm.
AUGCUGCCACCAACUGUCACAAAACAAGAACUUCUUUCCAACUUUGACACGUUCGUUUUCGAUGCGGACGGAGUUUUGUGGACUGGAGAUAUUCCUAUUCCUGGAGCAGCUGAUUGGAUCAAUACACUUCUCGAUGACCCGGAAAAAAGUGUUUUCAUAACCACUAAUAACUCAACGAAAACUUUGGACCAAUAUAUGCAAAAAGUAUCAAAAAUGGGAUUCGGUCGACUUGGAAAACAAAACCUUCUUAGUCCCGCUAUUGUUUUAUGUGAUUAUUUCAAAAGGAAUGCGGAGAAAUUCAAGCAUCAAUGGAUCUAUCUGAUAGGAGUGGAGAACCUGAAACACAGUUUGGAAGAAGGAGGCGGAGUCAAGUGUUUUGGGACUGGUGUAGAUCAUAAAGAUGACUAUACAGAAGGAGAUUUUAUUAAUGAAGUUGAUGUCGCUUCAAAAGUUCCGAAAGCUGUUGUUGUGAGCUUUGAUUCAUGUUUUAGCUACCCGAAACUGAUGAAAUGUGCGAAUUUCCUUUCGGAUCCAUCUGUAGAGUUCCUAGUUUGCAACGAAGAUACAACAUUCCCUGGACCUGUCCCUGGAAUGAUUCUACCUGAAACUGGACCAUGGUCUGCUGCGAUUCAAAAUGUAUCCGGGCGGAAACCGGAUAUUGUCUUUGGAAAACCUCACAAGGAGAUGGCAAACUUCUUGAAGUCGAGAGUGGAUCCAGGAAGGUUUGAUUCUCGGAGAACAGUGAUGUUUGGAGAUCGAUUGGACACCGAUAUGAUGUUCGGAAAGAAUAAUGGAUUCACAACUGUUUGGAUGCAGACUGGAGUCAAUACUGUUCUGGAUAUUGAGAAGGCUCGACAGGCUGGAGAGCUGUCGAAAAUUCCAGAUUUGACAUGCAGAUUUUCAGAAUUUUAA